Messenger RNA from Anthostomella pinea, 687 nucleotides. The record is from the annotation of a GenBank genome assembly. Lineage: Eukaryota; Fungi; Ascomycota; Sordariomycetes; Xylariales; Xylariaceae.
AUGCAUAUUCAGACGGUCAUAGGCAUGAUCCUACUAGGCCUAUUAGGCCCCAUCUGGAGCCCGGAACAAAGUCUUGUCGUGGGCCGAACACUAUCCGGUACGAAGUCGACUAGGGCCCGGGAGGUCAGAUCCUUACUCUCCGGCCUAGGUGUGAACUGGAACAGUAAACCGCAAGUCGAAAAGAACAAGAUCGUCAAGCAGGAGGUCAUCAGCAAGGAAUACCAUGGGCGCCUGGAUUCAGACGACAUCAGCGUAUGGAAAGCCAGCGUGGCGGGCUUCGGCGAGGUGUGGCUCAAGUACCAAAACUCACCGCGGUACCUGAAUGCCGAGAUCAGAGCGUACCAAGAGAUUGAAAAGAUAGAAGGAAACCCCAUCGGCCCCGAGUUCAAAGCAAUCGUUAUCGACGAGAACGGCAGGCGGGUUGGCUUCCUCAUAGAGUUGCUCGAUGGCGUGUCGAAGCCUACCAAGGACGACAAGGACAACUGUGUAGAGACACUAAAGGCUUUCCACAAGACGGGACUCAUUCACUCUGAUGUCAACCUGGGGAACUUCCUUAUAAAAGACCGGAGCCUUGUGAAAGAUCGGAGCUGCUACAUCAUUGAUUUCCAGUAUGCUCAUCGGCCGAUUGACCCCGAGGCUUUCGGUCAGGAGAUCAUAAAAUUCGAGAACAAUAUAGAUGCGGCUUGA